Messenger RNA from Gastrolobium bilobum, 3287 nucleotides. RefSeq names its product probable serine/threonine-protein kinase SIS8. Gene Ontology annotation, biological process: protein phosphorylation. The record is from RefSeq and is a predicted model, not a curated record. Gene Ontology annotation, molecular function: protein kinase activity; ATP binding. NCBI's taxonomy places the organism in Eukaryota, Viridiplantae, Streptophyta, Magnoliopsida, Fabales, Fabaceae. The transcript is spliced from 18 exons. The coding region runs from base 668 to 3136 and encodes 822 amino acids.
ACGCGGAGGAAGGGGAGGCUAGCUAGCUGGCUGUCGGAGAGAGAUCUCUCUCCAGAUCCCUCUGGCACGUGACUCCCCACCUCACCUCUCUCUCUUUCCACACACACACGCUCACUCUCUCUCUAAACUCUUAAUUCUCUCCCAAACCCAAAGCAAAGCCAUCGCUUUCUUCUUCCAUCAAAUCCUAAACCCAAAACAAUCAAAUCUCUCUCUCUCUCUCUCUCUCUCUCUCUCUCUCUCUCUCUCCUAGUUCCUCGUUUCCAUCAUCACGCUUAGUUUUGUCUUUUUCUCUCCGUUCAUAUUGGCGUGUGUUAUGUGUGUGUAUGUAAUGGCUCCAGCGAGGUUGAUGCGAUGAUGCGGAGAGAUUGAGGUUCAAAUGCUAUAUAAGACGAGAAGCAUUUUUUUUCGCUUAACUGCUUGGAUCUUGUGAAGCUGUAGCUAUAGCAUUAUCAGUUUAAGCAUCCUUCACUCUCUCUCUCUCUCUCUCUCUCUCACUUUGCAUUGGACCUUCGAUCAUCGAUGCUUUCUUUGGUUAUGUAGCCUCUGGCUUGAAACAGUUGGAGCUACUAAAGUAUGCGUUUCAAUAAUUUGUGGGUUUAGAACCACCUUUAGCUUUGAUACAUCUCUUAUGGAUUAAGAAGUGCAGCGAAAUGGUUUUACAUUCCAAAUGUAUAAGAACAUGGAGGAGACACGAGAAGAUGCAGGGCCCACAGAGCAAAGGCCAUCCAAUGUGUGGUGGCCUUCAGAUUUCAUUGAAAACUUUGGAUCUGUUUCUUUGGGUUCUCAAGAUGAGAUCUUGAAUAAUAAAGAUUCACCUGGACAUUCGAACCAAGAUGUUAUGACACCUCAGAAGGCGUCACAAAUUCUCUGGCGCACUGGAAUGCUUUCAGAACCGAUACCAAAUGGUUUUUAUUCAGUCAUUCCGGAGAAAAGACUCAAGAAAUAUUUUGAUGGUAUUCCUACUUUGGAGGAGCUUCAUGCUUUGGGUGGAGAGGGUUUUAGGGCUGAUAUCAUUGUUGUGGAUGCAGAAAAAGAUAGAAAGUUAUCUAUGUUGAAGCAACUAAUUGUGGCAUUGGUUAAAGGAUUGAACUCAAACCCAGCUGCAAUGAUUAAGAAGAUAGCUGGAUUAGUUUCUGAUUUCUAUAAACGACCACAUGUAGAAAGUCCAGCAAAAACUGCACUAGAGGAAUCCUCUCACAUGUUUGAGAAUCGUGGUGUCCAGAUGCUGGGGCAAAUAAGGCAUGGUUCAUGCCGUCCUCGAGCCAUCUUAUUUAAAGUAUUAGCAGAUACUGUAGGUCUUGAAAGCGGGCUUAUGAUGGGUUUUCCAAAUGAUGGGGCUGCUGAAUGUGUAGACUCAUACAAGCAUAUGUCUGUGAUAGUUGUGUUAAAUUCUGUGGAAUUGCUGGUUGAUCUUAUGCGUUUUCCUGGCCAACUGUUGCCCCGAUCAACCAAGUCAAUUCUUAUGACCCACAUUUCUGCAGCAGGAGAGAGUGAUUCAGCAGAAAAUGAUUCUUGUGAUUCACCACUAGAGCCAAACAGUCCCUUAUAUGGGGUUUCAGAGAGGUUAGAUCCUGAGAGUGUCGAAAAGGAGGAAAACCUCCAAUUCCAUAGAAGAUUUGAAGCAUCUUCAAAUGUAUCAGGCCUUCCUUUGAGAAAUAUGAUGUUACGAUCAAAUACCAGUCUGGACGGGAAAUUGAGUUUGUCUCAUAGUGAACCCAACAUUGCAACUGCAUUUGGUCGCCGUAGUCGGAGAAAGGCCAUUGCUGAACAGAGGACUGCUAGUUCAAGUCCAGAACAUCCAUCAUUUCGAGCACGUGGACAAUCCAAGCUUAGUGGUGAUAGGGCAGCAUUUAGAGAUUUUUCUGAUGACCAGGCUACAUCAAGAUCCAGCUAUAAGUCAGAUGGUGCAUCCUCAUCACAAGCUCGUAGGAUACGAAGAAGAAGCAUCAGCAUUACACCAGAGAUUGGUGAUGAUAUCGCAAGGGCUGUACGGGCAAUGAAUGAAACACUAAAGCAAAACCGUCUUAUGAGAGAACAAGGGGAUGAUAGUUCGUUGUCCCAUUCUGCAAAUGAUAGUACUAGCAGUGCAGAUCUUCAGAAAAAUGUGUCAAAUUUCCAUCUUGAUUAUCGCGAAAGUUCCCCCUUAUAUUCUCUUCACCGAGACCGUGUAACUUCGCAGAAGGCAAUGUCGCUACCCACUUCACCACAUGAUCAUAGAGGAGAAGCUUCUGAGAGAAGCACGCCAUCAGGAUAUGGAAUGAAUGACCAACUGGAGUCGACUUGGAAUAAAGUCCUUGGAUCACCAAUGUUCAAUAAUAAACCUCUGUUACCAUAUGAAGAAUGGAAUAUUGACUUCUCAGAAUUGACUGUUGGAACUCGUGUUGGGAUUGGGUUCUUUGGAGAAGUCUUCCGUGGCUUAUGGAAUGGUACAGAUGUUGCAGUCAAGGUUUUCCUUGAGCAGGAUUUAACUGCUGAAAACAUGGAAGAUUUCUGCAAUGAGAUAUCCAUUCUCAGCCGGCUCCGACAUCCUAAUGUGAUCUUAUUUCUUGGUGCAUGCACAAAGCCUCCACGUUUGUCAAUGAUUACUGAAUAUAUGGAGAUGGGAUCUUUGUUUUACUUGAUUCAUGUGAGCGGUCAAAAGAAGAAGCUUAGCUGGCGGAGGAGAUUAAGGAUGUUGCGUGACAUAUGCAGGGGCUUGAUGCACAUGCAUCGUAUGAAGAUUAUUCACCGUGACGUGAAAAGUGCAAAUUGUCUAGUGGAUAAGCAUUGGACAGUGAAAAUCUGUGAUUUUGGACUUUCGAGAAUAAUAACAGAUUCUCCCAUGAAAGAUUCUUCCUCAGCUGGAACCCCAGAAUGGAUGGCACCUGAACUUAUUCGAAAUGAACCAUUCAAUGAAAAGUGUGAUAUCUUUAGCCUGGGAGUUAUAAUGUGGGAGCUCUGCACCUUGAAUAGGCCAUGGGAAGGCGUACCUCCAGAGAGGGUGGUUUAUGCUGUCGCUAAUGAGGGAUCCAGAUUGGAUAUUCCUGAAGGCCCGCUGGGCAGGCUGAUUUCAGAGUGUUGGGCAGAACCACAUGAGCGGCCAAGUUGUGAGGAGAUCCUGUCUCGCUUGGUGGACAUCGAGUACUCAAUGAGCUGAGCUGAUGCAAUGUUCAUCUUUGUACAUAGUGAACUUUGAGUAUAGUUAUUUCACUGUGUUCUCGGCUGAUGUAAACUGAAUGAAUUUUGUUCUUUUUUCUCAAAACAUGUUGAAACGUGCUUCCGUGCAUUCCCCGUCUUACAAUAGUCUU